Molecule: messenger RNA, 1503 nt
Organism: Diplodia corticola
Lineage: Eukaryota; Fungi; Ascomycota; Dothideomycetes; Botryosphaeriales; Botryosphaeriaceae
Product: spindle-body formation-associated protein
Exons: 1
Coding region: 1-1503 (500 amino acids)
Source: RefSeq, a predicted model, not a curated record
AUGGACUUAGAAGCUGUGGACAACGCCCAGCCCGAACCUCCAGAGACGCCUGCUCCCGUCUUCGCUGCCCGCGCCAUCAAGCACGCAAUCUUCGGCACUCCAGCUCCACCCGACACCGUCAGACCUGCCAGAACUGAGCCCAAACCUGACCCCCCUGCCUUCUCGCGACCUCUUCCCGCCGACUUCGGCCUCAAGAAUGUUGUCGAUCCCGACAAACCGAGGCUACCGGGUGGCAUCCUCUCGACCCCGGGCACUGUGAAAGAUCGCAAGACCGUGUCAUUCGGCGCUCAGGUCGUCGACAAUGAAGGCAAAAAGCCCACCACGGCGACCAGAACUGGCCUCCCGAGCAACUGUCCCGGGAAAUUCCCGAGUCCAUUCACGCCCAAGGUUGAUGGUCUUGCUGAGGAACCUGAAGAAAGAUCCAGCUCGAGCUCCAAACUUACUGCAAAGCUGUACGAAGCUCGGAACCCAUCCAAGCGCACCGAGCCCAGCACACAGCCGCUGGCACAGCCAUCUCUGAGACCUAAGCCGCGAGCAAAGGAUGACGGCGACGUCACUUUAGACGUUCUGGAGCCGCGCUCCGAAUCGGGGCGAUACUGGAAGGAACAGUACGAGAUGUUUGCGGUUGAGAACGAGAGGGAGGCUCGAAAGAUCAUCAGGAAGUAUCUCGCUGUCAAGGAGUACGCCAGAAAGAAAGAUAUCGAGGUCUUAGAGUUGACCGAAAAGCUGGACGCGGAGCGAAAGCGCCACGCACAACGCGAGAAGGAUCUGGAAGCGAAAAACAAGGAUUACAAGGAACGGUUGAGACAAGCCAUGGCCGAGCACUUGAAGUCAACUACUGAGAAUGCCACGCUGAGACAACGUUUGGCCGUUCUGGAGGGUGAAGCGGUGCCCGACUCGCCCGCUGACCAGAGUAUGCCCAAGACUGAGCUGGGACUCGAAUUCGAUCGGGUGAUGUUGGAUCCCCAGGAGGCACGCCAUUACACGCUUGAUGCCACCCCUGUCAACGAUCGGAAUCGGCCGGAGAAACCAAAGGCCAAAACCGGGUCAUCAACAACUGAGCAAAAGCCGCUGCCGAAGGCUACUUUGUUGCCUCCGUCGAGGGAGCCCCAAAGCCGGCUAGGAGUUUCGCCAAGGCGUCCACGCCGCUCCACAGCCGGGAACAGGACGGAUAUGCCUGCAACUUCUCGCGCAAAUGCAAAAACCGCCAGUACAUCGGCUGCCGAAGACCCCUGGAUGGCAAACGGAGAUACUGCUAUAGAAGACAACACAAGCAGUGCUGGCAAGAGACGCGAACCCAAGGCUGCUAAAUCUGCCGAACCACAUGGUGCUUCUCAUCCAAGGCGGGUGAAGAGUGACCGCCAUCUUCAGUCUUUGGCCAAUCCCUCUGUUUCAGCUCCUGAGGGACUCACACCACAAGAGAUGCGCAAGAAGCAGGCCAUGGACCGCAUCAUGCAAAAGAAGCGGGAACGCGAAAUGGGUAAGGAAAACGCUGGAGUAUAA